This is a messenger RNA of Thermothelomyces thermophilus ATCC 42464, 1026 nucleotides long. RefSeq lists its product as uncharacterized. Gene Ontology annotation, biological process: allantoin catabolic process. The transcript has a single exon. The record is from RefSeq and is a predicted model, not a curated record. Bases 47 to 931 code for a protein of 294 amino acids. Gene Ontology annotation, molecular function: ureidoglycolate lyase activity; ureidoglycolate hydrolase activity. Lineage: Eukaryota; Fungi; Ascomycota; Sordariomycetes; Sordariales; Chaetomiaceae.
CAACAACAGCAUACGCACCCCACCUCCGCCGGUCCCCAAUCCCAUGAUGGGAGACAUGCAUCAAAUGAGCUCCAUAGACAUUGACCGAGAAUUUGUAAUCGAGGCCGUCCCGCUCACGCGCGAAGCCUUUGCGCCUUUCGGAGACGUGGUCGAGAACCCGCGGCCCGAUCUUCACCCCUCGCGCGCCGAUCCGGCGUCGUCGGCUCUCCCCUUCAACGCCGUUGUCGCCAACCAAGGUUCUGCCAUUAAAUACCAGCAUGUCUCACGGCAGGUGAACCUCUACGACCAGGCCCCGAGCGGCCGCCCCGGGUCCGCCAUCAUGAGCAUCUUUGUCUGCGCCGCCCGCGCCCGCAUUCCGGACCCACCUCCGGCCCCGGGCGUCGGUCCGGUCCGCAACACUGUCCCGGAGCUUCAACUGCCGUCCAUAUUCCCCGUCGCCGUCCUCGAGCGCCACCCAUACACCACCCAGACUUUCAUUCCCCUCACAUCCGAUCCCGCAGCGCACUAUCUCGUUAUCGUGGCCCCCUCCCUCCCAGCCACCCCCGCCGAGGCUCCGAGCGGGGAGGCACUGCCGGUGCCGGCCAGCCUCCCGCCUGCUACGGGCUACCCUCGCACGCUACCAGGCAGCGGCAUGCCCGACCUGUGCCGGCUGCGCGCGUUUGUGGCUAACGGGACGCAGGCCGUCACCUACGGCGCCGGGACGUGGCAUGCCCCCAUGGUGGCCCUGGGUGAGCCCGGGACGGCUCUAGACUUCGUCGUGGUGCAGUUUGCAAAUGGAGUCGGCAUUGAGGACUGCCAGGAGGUCUUUCUAAACGGGGCUGGGGUCGGCACCGGCACAGAUGCAGACGCAGGGCGCAAGGGGAAGAUUUCGGUUGCGCUCAGACCGCUGUCGGGGAGUGAAGGGAGAACAGGGGCCAGGGCCAAGUUGUGAGCCUCCUGCUCGGUGGGUGGCUGCAUCCCAUUCUACAUCCUCGGACAACCGCGAAUGGAAGGUCACUGUCAAUCAAGGAGGCCUGGAGCUUUCCC